AGAAAACUAAACUAAAGAAAAAAAAAACAACAAUGGGAAGCUGUGAGGGUCAAGAAACACAUGUCCUAAUGGUUACACUAGCCUUCCAAGGUCACAUCAAUCCAAUGCUCAAACUCGCCAAACAUCUCUCGUCAUUAUCAAAGAAUCUACACUUCACUAUCGCCACUAUCGAGCCAGCCCGUGACCGCCUCUCAGCCGCCGCCACCUCAGAAAAAUUUCCGGUGGACCUUGUGUUCUUCUCCGAUGGUCUGCCUAAAGAUGAUCCAAGAGACCCCGCCACUCUCUUGAAGGCACUUAAUGAAGUUGGAGCCAAGAACUUGUCUGAAAUCAUCGAAGAGAAGAGAUACUCUUGUAUCAUCUCUGUGCCUUUUACUCCAUGGGUUCCAGCUGUUGCAGCUUCUCAUGACAUCCCUUGUGCAAUCCUAUGGAUACAAGCUUGUGGAGCUUACUCGGUUUAUUACCGUUACUACAUGAAGACGAACUCUUUCCCUGAUCUUGAAGAUCUGAAUCAGACGGUGGAGCUACCAGCUUUACCGUUGCUUGAAGUUAGAGAUCUUCCUUCGUUUAUGUUACCCUCUGAUGGAGCUCACUUCAACAAUCUCAUGGCGGAUUUUGCUGAUUGCUUGAGGUAUGUGAAAUGGGUUUUGGUUAAUUCGUUCUAUGAACUUGAAUCAGACAUAAUCAAAUCUAUGUCUGAUUUGAAACCUGUAAUCCCUAUUGGUCCUCUUGUUUCUCCAUUUCUGUUGGGAGUUGAUGAGGACGAAACCCUAGAUGGUAAAAACCUAGAUUUGUGGAAAUCUGAUGAUUGUUGUAUGGAGUGGCUUGACAAGCAAGCUAGGUCUUCGGUUGUGUACAUUUCUUUUGGAAGCAUGCUUGAAUCAUUGGAGAAUCAGGUUGAGGCCAUAGCGCAGGCGCUGAAGAACAGAGGAGUUCCGUUUCUCUGGGUGAUAAGACCAAAGGAGAAAGCUCAAAACGUUGAAGUUUUGCAAGAGAUGGUUCAAGAAGGUCAAGGAGUUGUUAUCGACUGGGGUCAACAAGAGAAGAUACUGAGCCACGAGGCGAUCUCUUGUUUCUUAACGCAUUGUGGUUGGAACUCGACGAUAGAGACGGUCGUGGCUGGUGUUCCAGUGGUGGCGUAUCCGAACUGGACUGAUCAGCCUAUUGACGCAAGGUUGCUGGUUGAUGUGUUUGGAAUUGGAGUAAGGAUGAGGAAUGACGCUAUCGAUGGUGAGCUUAAGGUCGAGGAAGUGGAAAGGUGCAUUGAGGCCGUGACAGAAGGACCAGGUGCGAAGGAUAUGAGGAGGAGAGUGGCGGAGUUGAAGGAUGUCGCGAGGUCAGCGUUGGCACCUGGUGGCUCUUCGGUUAUGAAUUUGGAGUCGUUCAUCAGUGAUAUCACAACCACCUGACUCUAGUUACUUGCAUUGUUUGUCGAUUUAUUGUAACUUUGCAUCUGUCCUAAUAAAAACUAGUAUAAGCAGCUUAUAUAAGAGCAUAGAGAUGCAUAUAAAUUAUCAACUAUGAGGAUGUUAUUGGUUUGUGAUUAAAAUGAAGUUUAUAAAGACUCUUAAAAUUGUGUAGAAAACAAAUAAUUAAAAGUAAAGUUUAAUGA
Capsella rubella is the source of this 1609-nucleotide messenger RNA. RefSeq names its product UDP-glycosyltransferase 84B1. Gene Ontology annotation, molecular function: UDP-glycosyltransferase activity. Lineage: Eukaryota; Viridiplantae; Streptophyta; Magnoliopsida; Brassicales; Brassicaceae. The transcript has a single exon. The record is from RefSeq and is a predicted model, not a curated record. Bases 33 to 1406 code for a protein of 457 amino acids.